AUGUCUUCAGGAGAAAAUAUAAACGAAGUCGCAUGUUCGUUAAUCGAAAUGAAAGAUAAGGAUUUCAAAAGAAACUAUGUUCGAAAAAAAUUCAAAAAUCAAAAAAAUAUCGAAUACGGUAGAAGUGAUGUUAUUUCCGAAGUUAAAAAAGGGAAUGUAGAUAGCUCAAGGAAGACACAAUCAUCUUCCAAAAGAGAAAAGGCGAAUGAGGUGUCGCAAACACGUUCAAAGACAUCCAAAAAAACAGUUAUUGAACAACCAAAAGUGAAGCUGAGGGUUAAGGUCAAAACUGUAAGUAAGAAACGUGAACUAUCUGAUGAAGAUGAUUCAGAUUUUCAGAGUCGUCCUGGAUCUUCAAAGAAACCAAAGAGAGAAACUAAAGUUUUGAAGAAAUAUAAAAAAUCUGUUGUUAUAAAAGAAUUUCCUUCAUUGAAGAAUAGAUGUUCACCCGGGUCAUUGUUGGGUGUUAUUCAAGGUUUAAGUAGAGAACAGAAGGAUUGUGUUAGGGCUAUGGGAUUUGGGAGUUUGUUAGGGAUGAAGAUGAUUGACGUACCGUUGAAGAUUGUUUAUUAUGUUCUUGAUCAUUUUAAUUUUGAAUCUUUGAAGGUGGAGUUUGAUAAUUGUGAAGUUAGUGUUGAUAGUAAGUCUGUUCAAGAGAUGUUAGGAUUACCAUCUGGUGGCUCAUUACUUUCAAACAUGGAUUACAUUUCGGAGAAUAAUGAAGAGAGCUGUAUGUUUGAGUGGAAGAAAAGUAUGAAAAUAUUGAUAAAUUGA
Lactuca virosa is the source of this 774-nucleotide messenger RNA. The record is from the annotation of a GenBank genome assembly. Lineage: Eukaryota; Viridiplantae; Streptophyta; Magnoliopsida; Asterales; Asteraceae.